AUGACCCCCAUAGUCGCUUACUUAGAACAAGGGACACUGCCUACAAACAAAAACGAGGCAAAAAAAAUGAGAAGAAAGGCCACCCGGUACCUAAUCAUUGAUGGUGUCAUGUAUCCACAAGGGUACUCAGUGCCUCUACUACGAUGUGUACAUCAAGACCAAGCCCAACGACUAAUGGAAGACGUCCAUGAAGGUUUCUGCGUAAAGAGCUUCUCGGCGGUCUCGCACCCCCAGUUGACCGGGCAAGUAGAGGUGGUGAAUAAGACCUUGAAGGACACCUUGAAGAAAAGACUCGAAGAGGCAAAAGGAAACUGGCCAGAACAUUUACGCGAAGUUUUGUGGUCGUAUAGGGCGACGGAAAGAACAGGGACUGGUGAUACCCCCUUCUCCCUUGCUUAUGGGUAUGAUGCGAUGAUACCGGUUGAGCUAGACCCACCCUUCCACCGAAGAACGACAUACAACCAAGUCAGUAAUCACCAACUAAUGGGUGAAUCGUUGGACCUGUUGGAGAGUUGUAGGGAGGCCUCAAAAAUACGGUUAGCAGCAUACCAACAAAAAGUAGCCAGAUACUUUAAUUCCAAAGUUAAGGAAAGACCCAACAGCAGGAGUAUUGGGGCCAAAUUGGGAAGGUUCGUAUGA
Cannabis sativa is the source of this 639-nucleotide messenger RNA. RefSeq lists its product as uncharacterized. The record is from RefSeq and is a predicted model, not a curated record. Gene Ontology annotation, molecular function: nucleic acid binding. NCBI's taxonomy places the organism in Eukaryota, Viridiplantae, Streptophyta, Magnoliopsida, Rosales, Cannabaceae. The transcript has 2 exons. The coding region runs from base 1 to 639 and encodes 212 amino acids.